AUGGUGGGCCUCCUGGCUCAGCCUGAGUGCACCUCUCAAGUCGCAGAGGAGUUCUCCGCACCGUCCCGAGGGGACGAGGUCCAGAAAGCCAGUGGCUCAUCGACACGCUUCCGAACGGCGAGCCGUAUCUUGCACCCAUCGUCUGAGCACGCUGUCGCGGAUGUGGUGCUUGCAGCACCGGUGCUGGCACAUGUGUGCAGUGACAGCUCGAAAGGCGACCACCAGGCUUUGGCAGCUGAGACGCUGCCUUCAGAAGCUUCCGAAGAACAAUAUCGAGAACGUGCCUACUUCAGCCAAGAGAUGAAGGUAUCGAAGUACGAACUCUACCGGGAGGACAUCAAGGACAUGACGGAACUCACUGUGUCCAAGAUGGACGUAUACAUGGUGAUCAACGUCUUGCAGCUUCUGUUUUGCGUGAUGCUCUUCACGGAAGGCAUGCCCAAGCCUGGAAAGACUCCAUUGUGGCUGCAUUGGAUUCUGGCUGCAAGCAGUGCCUCUGGUGUCCUCUACUUUGUGCUGAGCAUUUGGCUGGGCAUGCAUGCUUCGAUUGCGGCGCAUUCCUUUGGAGUCAGGCUGCUGACCCAGUUUGUGCGUCUCCCUGUGCCCAACACGCAGCAGAUUCACCGCGCGGCAGCCAAGGCCAAGGACUACGAAGCUCUCAGUUUGAGCGACAUGCUCCGCAUCCCUGUGCUACAGCAGCAGCUAAGGAACCUUAGUGCCACAUUGGGCAAUCUGUCGCAGCAAACCACGGCGGAGGACACAACCGGCUUGGAAGACUCCUUUUUACCAGAGGUGUAUAUGCCAUCACUGGAGGAGACAGCGUCGCUAAAGCACAUCCAGUUGUACAGAGACCUACAGGCGAAUUGGCAGGCCUAUGACGCCUAUAGCCGAGUGUGCAUGGCGAUGGGUACAAACCAGCUCUUGCAGUCCCUCAAUGCUUACUGCCUAGGUGUUCUCCUUUCCGAGACUCACAGCGGGUGGGCAGCCGUUUGUUGCAUGGCCGUGUUCAGCUCCGUGUCCUGGCUUAUCGUCAGAUUGGACGUCCUCAUCAGCUGGAGGUUGCUGAUGGUGGCGUUGGCCCUUCAGUUGGGGACUCCGUUGUUGACACUUUGCUGCCUUGCGGCCUCCAUCCUGUUCACUGGCGUCCUAUCCCUCAUCCGCGCCCUUGUGCCCGUCAUCUUUGUUCUGCAUCUGGCCUGGAUGGUUUGCUGCCUGCGACUGGCAACAGGGCACGGUGACAAAGUCUCACUGCCAGGGAAGUUCCGUGGUGUGCUCUACUUGGACGUCUUUGGCUGGCUGUCUCCAGAGGCAGAGAGUCCUCGUGCCCCGCGAAGACGCGAGGCGCCGGCCCCAACAGAACAGCCGCCAGAAGACGAGGCCCCAAGUUCUUUCCAGCCACUUCCCGCCAUGUACAUGACGCUUGCGGAGCUCUGCAUGCGUCAGAGGGCUGGACUUGCCUUGCAGCUGGAGAAGUGGGAAAAUCCUCGAGUGGCAAGCGUUCUCAACGACGAAAGUUGGCUGGAAGAAGUUGCAAAGCAGAGGCGCCGUUUCGAAGAAGUGGAGGAGGAGCUGCGAACCACUUUGCAGCGAGCCCGAGAGCAGCCACAGCAGGAUGCAGAUGCAACUCCGAGGGUCUGGCUGAAGCUGGAGUGGUUCGCUUCUUUCCAGACUUUGGA
This is a messenger RNA of Symbiodinium natans, 1676 nucleotides long. NCBI's taxonomy places the organism in Eukaryota, Dinophyceae, Suessiales, Symbiodiniaceae. The record is from the annotation of a GenBank genome assembly.